AGACAAAUAGUUUUGCAGUAAGUCAUGUGUUGUAGAUAGUCACAUGUUGGACCAGGAAAUACAAACCUGUUGUCGGCAGAAAUCGCUUAAGAGUCACUUUUGCUGCUCACGGUCAGUGAAGUUCACCUGUGGUCAGUCAUGCAAGUGACUCCGUGUCAGAUAUCGCUGUUUCUUUGUCUACUAUCAUGCGCAGCAUCAUUCGGGACUCGAUACACGCCCGACUGGGACAGUUUGGACUCCAGACCUCUUCCUGAAUGGUACGAUGAGGUGAAGUUCGGGAUCUUUGUUCACUGGGGGGUGUUCUCAGUGCCAGCGUUCGGCAGCGAGUGGUUCUGGUGGUACUGGAAGGCCUCACUAAAAUUUGAAUAUAUCCUGUUCAUGGUCAAAAACUACCCGCUUGGAUUCAGGUAUGCGGAUUUCGCUCCUGAUUUCCACGCGCGGUUUUUUGAUCCCGACGAGUGGGCUGAGAUCUUCGAGGCUUCGGGAGCUAAGUAUGUGGUCCUCACAUCAAAACACCACGAAGGUUUUACAAACUGGGGGUCCCCGACCUCUUGGAAUUGGAAUUCUGUUGAUAAUGGACCUCACAGGGAUCUUGUUGGAGAUUUGGGAGCUGCAAUAAGAAAGAGGUCUCUGCAUUAUGGACUCUACCACUCUCUGUAUGAAUGGUUCAAUCCCAUCUACCUGAGUGACAAGCGAUCUGGUUUCAAGACCCAGGACUUUGUUGAAAAAAAAGCCAUGCCAGAGCUCUACGAUCUGGUCAACAGGUACAAGCCAGACUUGAUUUGGUCAGAUGGAGACUGGGAAGCACCUGACACUUACUGGAAUUCUACAGGAUUCCUAGCCUGGCUCUACAACGAAAGUCCGGUCAAAGAUGUGGUGGUGACCAAUGACAGAUGGGGGGCGGGCUGUUAUUGUAAACAUGGAGGUUAUUAUAACUGUGCUGACAAGUUCACUCCUGGACACCUUCCCAACCACAAGUGGGAGAAAUGCCAGUCAGUGGACAUAAUAUCAUGGGGGUAUCGCCGAAAUAUGAAGCUAAGCGAACUGAUGGAUCUACCAUCCAUUAUAAAGGACAUGGUCUACGUCGUGGCAUUAGGGGGUAAUUACCUGUUGAAUAUAGGGCCUACAGCAGAUGGCAUUAUUGCACCAGUCUUUGAGGAACGUCUCAGAGGAAUCGGAACCUGGCUGAAGGUCAAUGGUGAAGCCAUCUAUGGAACUAAGCCUUGGAGAGUCCAGGCUGAGAAUGCUACUGUUCUCGUCAGGUAUACGUCAAAAAGCAGCACGGUGUAUGCGAUCUUCACCUCCAAUCCCAUGCAGAACUCCUUUAAGCUUUUAACUCCUAAAACCUCUCACAACACAGUGGUGACUUUGUUGGGGAACCCUGAGCCUCUGAAAUGGGCUCCUCUGCAUACAUCAGGACUUAUUGUUCAGCUGCCUGAUCUGCCUUUAACACCCGCUGAAGCCUGGACCCUCCAGCUGGAUGAGGUGGCAUAAAGCCUUUAAAAACCUUUAAAAACCUUUUUGUAUAUUUUUAUGAGAUUCUCAGGGAUGUGACCCCAAAGCCCCACCCCACUUAUUUUCACAUUUGAAAUGUAUGACCCUUGUGAAUGGCCUUAAACGGUU
Carassius carassius (crucian carp) is the source of this 1623-nucleotide messenger RNA. RefSeq names its product tissue alpha-L-fucosidase-like. Bases 139 to 1494 code for a protein of 451 amino acids. Lineage: Eukaryota; Metazoa; Chordata; Actinopteri; Cypriniformes; Cyprinidae. Gene Ontology annotation, molecular function: alpha-L-fucosidase activity. The record is from RefSeq and is a predicted model, not a curated record. Gene Ontology annotation, biological process: fucose metabolic process; glycoside catabolic process. Gene Ontology annotation, cellular component: lysosome. The transcript is spliced from 8 exons.